AGUGCUGUAGCCAAUCCGGUUUCUGCAUUUCAUGAAGGGGUGUGGUAUACCGCUAUCAAAGCGAAGUUAACCUCGCAUGUACACGACUACUUCUGGUUUGGGGAGAUGGCGUCGUUAGCAGGGACAGAGCCAGAACCAAACCCGGGAAAAUUACCAACAGGGGACACCGUAGUACCCGCUUCCAUAUUUGCACCGGACUGUGGGGACGACUUAUCUGGGGGAGAGUAUUUUGAAGACGGCGAGGAUGUUAACGGCGAAUCCGAGGAUCAUUUAGACUUUACUAGCAAGCUGGCUUUGGUCAGCCCUACAGGUGAACAGUAUGACUCGUUACUACGGCAACUCCGAGAGAGGAUGGACGAAGGCUGCGGUGAGACCAUCUAUGUGGUAGGAAUGGGCUCAGACGGGGGCGACUAUGGCCUGGAUGAGAGGGACAUGGAUGUGUCUGUGGCCACGGUCCGGGCCCUGUGUGAGCAGCUGGAGGCCGACCUGAUCCUGCUCAGGGAGCGCUGCGACACCGGGGGCAAAGUACGGGACUACCUCAUACGCCGACGCGUCGGAGAGGAGGACUUCCUGGAAGUGAGAGUGGCGGUGGUGGGGAACGUGGACGCUGGGAAGAGCACCCUGCUGGGGGUGUUGACCCAUGGCGAGCUGGACAACGGCCGGGGGUUCGCCCGCCAGAAACUCUUCCGACACAAACACGAGAUGGAGAGCGGCAGGACCAGCAGCGUGGGCAACGACAUCCUGGGCUUUGACCAGGAGGGACAGGUUGUUAAUAAGCCAGACAAUCACGGGGGCAGUCUGGACUGGACCAAGAUCUGUGAGAAGUCCUCCAAGGUCGUCACCUUCAUAGAUCUGGCCGGCCACGAGAAGUACCUGAAAACCACAGUGUUUGGGAUGACCGGCCACCUGCCGGACUUCUGCAUGCUCAUGGUCGGCAGCAAUGCCGGCAUUGUAGGGAUGACCAAGGAGCACCUGGGUUUGGCCCUGGCCCUCAACGUGCCGGUGUUCGUGGUGGUCACCAAGAUCGACAUGUGUCCAGCCAACAUAUUAGCAGAAACGCUGAAGCUUCUACAGAGGUUACUAAAGUCACCUGGCUGUAGGAAGAUCCCUGUGCUGGUUCAGAACAAAGACGAUGUCAUUGUCACCGCGUCCAACUUCAGCUCUGAAAGGAUGUGUCCAAUCUUCCAGAUCUCUAAUGUGACAGGUGAGAACAUGGACCUGUUGAAGAUGUUCCUCAACCUGUUGUCUUCUAAAACGUCCUACAAAGAAGAUGAACCUGCCGAGUUCCAGAUCGAUGACACAUACUCCGUACCGGGCGUGGGCACCGUGGUGUCGGGAACUACGUUACGUGGAUUGAUACGACUCAACGACACGCUGCUCCUCGGCCCGGACCCCCUGGGCAGUUUCCUCCCAAUCGCCGUCAAAUCCAUCCACCGUAAGAGGAUGCCCGUCAAAGAGGUCCGGGGGGGGCAGACGGCCUCCUUCGCUCUCAAAAAGAUCAAGCGUUCCUCCAUCAGGAAGGGCAUGGUGAUGAUCAGUCCCAGGCUCACACCACAGGCCACUUGGGAGUUCAUGGCUGAGAUCCUGGUCCUUCACCAUCCCACCACCAUCUCUCCACGCUACCAGGCUAUGGUGCACUGUGGCAGCAUCCGGCAGACGGCCACCAUCCUGACCAUGAACAGAGACUGCCUGCGUACCGGGGACAAGGCGUCGGUCCACUUCCGCUUCAUCAAGACCCCCGAGUACCUCCACACUGACCAGAGGCUGGUGUUCAGAGAGGGACGCACCAAGGCCGUGGGCACCAUCACCAAGCUGCUCCAGUCGGCCACCAAGUCGCAACAGGCCAAGAUGCACUCCACUAAGAAGGGCACAGUGCCAGCCAAUGAAGAGGCAGGAUCCACACAGAGGCCGGACAGCCCCAAUGCAGGACAGCUACUGACAGUGGCAGAGGAGGAGACACUGUGUAAGGACGGCAACAAGGAGAACAAGCCAAAGUCAGGGGGAGGAGGCAGAAGAAGAGGGGGGCAGAGACACAGAGGAAAAGCCCUGAACAGCACAACGUCCCCAUCCUCACCUUCAUCACAGCAACCAAUACCUGUCGCAGGAGUUGGCGCCACAGCUUAAAACCACCGCCGCCUUUCCUGUCGUCGCCCAACCUUUCUCUUUGUCCUCCUCUGUCCAUCUCCCCCCUCGUAUGUCGAAAUGUAAUAGUUAUGGGUGAAAUAAGAACAAGGGAAUUCGUGUAGCAGAUGAUAAAAUAACUCGAGUUGUGAGUCGUCCCCCCCAGUCUGUCUAGGUAUGUCCCCAUGGGGCUUCAGUGGCGUCUAACCAGCAAGCAACCAUCUGGAACAUAGCUGAAGCAAACCGGGUAUGAUCCAGAGACUAAGAGUCAUUGGUUUAGUUCAAGGUUUAGGCUUGGUCUAAUGGAACACAAGAGAGUAACAAGGUUUUCGUUACUAUUGAUGAACAUUCAUUGUCAUAGACCGGGAAAAUAAUGUGUAGUUCAGGUAUACAUGAAAAUAGAUGGGUCUGUUGACCCCCCCCCCCAGGACAAUACCAGGCUAACAGGGUCCAUAGACUGAUGACUGCAACUACUAAAAAAGACCUUUCCUAAACAAAUAUUGGUGACCAUGUGCCUUUAUUUUGGAGAUAAUGCAGAAGCUGGGUUUUUUCAGUUGGUUUAAGUGGACAAGACACUGUUUCAAAUAAAUGCUAAGUUUGCUGAUGUUUCGGUUCUUUUUUUGUAACAAAUAUUGUACCGAAAUAUGUGCUGAAAACACGCAUAGCAUAUCUGUUCCAUAAUUAAUGUCAGUAGAAUUGGGAGUUGUUGUUCAGAAACCUACUUUGAGUGUUCUGUGUUGGAUUAUUUAUUAGACUUUUAUAGAUUAAAGUGUUUGGAGGAGUAAAAAACAAUUCAAAGACAGCUUAAAAGAAUUUCAGGAGGAUUUGGACAUUUCCUGUGUUAUCCUCUCAAGGACAUGGGUUUAGGACAACAAACAGUCAGAAAUGUAGUUUACUUUUCUAACACUUGGCACACCUUCAAUAAGCUAUUUUGUGUGCGAGGAUUUGAGGGUUAAAGAUUGGGCUGCAUCCAUUGCCAUUGUGGACGUGACUUAAAUUGUAAUUUAUUUUUUCUAAGCAUUAAUUUGAUUUUAUUAGGUCAUGUGUGUCUGCGUGAAGUUUUUUGGGGGGGGGUUUGUAUUGGGACAGGCUUCGGUUUGGAGAAAGGUGUGUAUUGGUUGUUAUCCUAUCAGGUAGAGGUUUAUCCUUCAUGAGUAGUUCUACAAUCAGUUGAAUCAACCCCAGAUCCUUCCCAUUAGCAUUAAAGGGGGAACACAUUUGAUCCUGGAUCUAACAGACAUUUUAUUUCUCAUUUAGUUUUUAUGUUGAACGUUGAUCGCAGUUCUUUGAACUGCCCGUUUCCUUUUCCCUUGUUAUUUUAAAUAACUAGUAUUGCUGCAUGAUUUUAUUUUUGAAGAGACACAUUUUGUGUGUAUGUAUGUACAAAAGGAAAAUUGUGCAGAAAGAAAAAUAUGAUUUAAUUUUAAAAGUGGUGCCCAGUCUGUGUUGUAAAUCCUUUUAAAUAAAGAUGUUUCAGAGUAUCAACA
Esox lucius (northern pike) is the source of this 3608-nucleotide messenger RNA. RefSeq names its product GTP binding protein 1, like (gene gtpbp1l). The record is from RefSeq and is a predicted model, not a curated record. Bases 106 to 2124 code for a protein of 672 amino acids. Gene Ontology annotation, molecular function: GTP binding; GTPase activity; translation elongation factor activity. Gene Ontology annotation, biological process: translational elongation. NCBI's taxonomy places the organism in Eukaryota, Metazoa, Chordata, Actinopteri, Esociformes, Esocidae. The transcript is spliced from 15 exons.